Messenger RNA from Nipponia nippon (crested ibis), 4782 nucleotides. The record is from RefSeq and is a predicted model, not a curated record. Lineage: Eukaryota; Metazoa; Chordata; Aves; Pelecaniformes; Threskiornithidae.
GCUGGAAUCCCUCAAAUAACCUUUAAAGAUGAAGGCAGCAGAUGAGCCUGCCUACCUGACAGUGGGAACUGAUGUCAGUGCCAAGUACCGUGGUGCCUUCUGUGAGGCAAAGAUUAAGACAGUAAAAAGGCUUGUGAAAGUCAAGGUGGUCCUGAAGGGUGAUAACUCAACUCAAUUAGUGCAAGAUGACCAAGUGAAAGGACCUCUAAGAGUUGGUGCAAUGGUUGAAACCAAAAUGCCCGAUGGAUCCUUUCAAGAAGCUGUUAUCAGCAAGUUGACGGAUGCUAGUUGGUAUACUGUAGUUUUUGAUGAUGGUGAUGAAAGGACCUUGAGACGAACUUCGUUAUGCUUGAAGGGUGAAAGGCACUUCGCAGAAAGUGAGACACUUGAUCAACUGCCACUAACCAAUCCAGAGCACUUUGGAACUCCAGUUAUUGGGAAGAAAUCUAAUAGAGGAAGAAGAUCAUCUCUUCCUGUUACUGAAGAUGAAAAGGAAGAAGAAAGUAGUGAAGAGGAGGAUGAAGAUAAAAGGCGUCUCAAUGAUGAACUGCUUGGCAAAGUUGUGAGUGUGACUUGUAAUUCUGAGAAGGCAGACUGGUAUCCAGCUUUGGUUGUGUCUCCCAGCUGUAACGAUGACGUCACAGUGAAAAAGGACCAGUGUUUAGUUCGAUCCUUUGCAGAUUCCAAAUUUUACUCAGUAGCAAGAAAAGACAUUAAAGAACUAGAUGUUCAAAACUUACCAAAAUCUGAGUCCUCUCCUAAAAAAGGGCUACAGGAGGCCAGCAUGUUUCUCAACACAAAGGGUGUUCCUCGGAACUGGAAAAUGGACAUAAGUGAAAUUCUGGAGUCCUCUAGCAGCGAUGAGGAAGAUGGAGCUGCUGCAGAAACUGAUGAAGAGGAAGAAAAAAGAGAAGAGAAAACCGAAGAAGUAGUGCCUGAGGAAGAGCUUGAUCCUGAAGAGAGGGACAACUUCCUCCAACAGCUUUACAAGUUUAUGGAAGACAGAGGUACUCCUAUCAAUAAACCACCUGUUCUGGGCUACAAGGACCUUAAUCUCUUCAAACUUUUUAGACUGGUAUAUCAGCAGGGUGGGUGUGACAAUAUUGAGAGUGGUGCUGUAUGGAAGCAAAUUUAUAUGGACCUUGGCAUUCCUAUUUUGAACUCGGCUGCUUCCUACAAUGUAAAAACUGCUUAUAGAAAGUAUCUUUAUGGUUUUGAAGAGUACUGCCGUUCUGCAAAUAUUCAGUUUAGGACCAUCCAUCACAAUGAACCAAAAGUGGUAGAAGACAUACAGAAACACGUGGAACCAAUGGAGGAAAGUGUAAAAGAGGAACAAAAAAUGCCCCCAACAGAAGUUAAAAAAGAAGCAGAAGAAAAUUUUUCCAGCAGUGAAAGCGAAAAAGAAGAAAUAGAACUAAGAUCCCCAAGGGGACGACGAAGACUUGCCCGUGAUGCAACCCCUGCUAAAAAAGACAGUGAAGAGGAUAAAACACAAGAGAAAUUAAAAGACAGUAACAAAGAAAACAAAGAUAUAGAGGAAACACCUGAGAAUGCAGAAAAGAAAGAAAAUGAAACUCCAUUAGGGAGAAAAAGUACACCAAAGCAAAAAGAGAAAAAAAUUAAAAAACAGGAGGAUUCUGAUAAAGAGUCAGAUGAAGAGGAAGAGAGGCAGAGGGAGAGGGAGGAAAUUGAGAACAAAGGAGAAUCAGACGGUGAAGAGGAUGAGGAGGACGCAGAACCCUGCCUCACUGGAACCAAAGUGAAAGUAAAAUAUGGACGUGGAAAGACUCAGAAAAUUUAUGAAGCCAGUAUUAAAAGCACAGAAAUUGAUGAUGGAGAGGUUUUAUAUUUAGUUCAUUACUAUGGUUGGAAUGUAAGAUACGAUGAAUGGGUGAAAGCCGAUCGGAUUAUCUGGCCUGUGGACAAAGGAGGACCAAAGAGAAAACAGAAGAAAAAAACAAAAAAUAAAGACGACAGUGAAAAGGAUGAGAAGAAGGAUGAAGAGAAACAAAAAUCAAAGCGUGGGCGACCCCCUCUGAAAUCUACUCUUCCAUCAAACACAACCUGCAGUUUAUCCAAAACACCUAAUAGUGAAGGUAAAUCAGGAGCCAGAAGUGCACGGAACAACUUGUCAGAUUCCUCACCAUUACCAAAUGGAACGGAAGACUCUGGCUCAUCUGAUAGUGAAGCAGAUGAAUCAUCUGAAAAGAAUUUGAAUGAAGAAUUUUCUCCAGAAACUUCAGAACUGGAAAAAAGUGAAAAACUACAUGAUGAGAAGCUAGAUGAAGAAAACCCAAAGAUUCCUCAUGCAUUGAAAGAAAAUGACAGGACUCAAGUACAGCCAUUAGAAACACUGAAACUGGAAGCUGAAGAAAGUGAGCAAAUUGUUCAGAUUUUCGGAAAUAAAACAGAACAAAUAGAAGAAAUCAAAAGAGAGGCUGAAAAAUCACCUAAAGGAAAAGGGAGAAGGAGCAAGACAAAAGAUCCCUGUUCAGAGAAUGCAAAGAUUUCACCAGGAAGCCAAGAAGAGGUGGCAAAUGAAUCUCUUGCAGAACCUGAAAGGUUAGACAUGUCUUCCUUGGACUGUAAAGAGAUUUCCAGCACUACUGAAAGUGAAACAGAGCCUUCUACAAAAGAUAAGAAGCUUUUGAAAAGGAAAACUUUGGAACAGGCAUCACCUGAGAAGAGAAAUCGACGAGAGAGUGAGAUGGAAGUGCCAAAUAUCGUAUCUGAAGAGAGGACCAAUGAAUGUACUGGAGCAGAGGAAUGUAGAGGGCUGAAUGCUGAAGAGUCCCUCAGGACUGAAAAUGAGGAAAUGCCAUCCCUGGUGGCAGAAUCGGUUCAGCACAGUCAAGAGCUGAGGAAUGAGAACUUCGAACGUCCAUCUGAAGAAAAUGAGAAUGUUCCCUUAAAAGAUGAGGAUGAUGCCAUGCCUCACAUUGGUCCUGAAACUUUGCUCUGCCAUGAAGUAGACUUGGAUGACUUGGAUGAAAAGGAGAAGAGCAGUAGUGAGGACACAAUAUCAGAAAAGCCGGACCCUAAUGCUUCAAAUCCAAAUCCAUCUGCCUUACCCUCUGCCGUCCAGUCAAGCUUUUCAGUGGCUUCACCUCUUACUCUUAGUCAGGAUGAAUCCCGCAGUAUCAAGAGUGAAAGCGACAUGACUAUUGAAGUCGACAGCGUGGCAGAAGAGUCUCAAGAAGGUCUCUGUGAAAGCGAGUCUGCUAACGGAUUUGAAGCCAGUACUACGUCAAGCAAUUGUAGUAUAGCCGUGCAAGAAAGAGAGAUUGGAGAGAAAGGUCAAAAAAGACCCAGUGAUAGCAAUAGUGGAACAUUGGCAAAAAAACAAAAGCGUACUCCAAAGCGAACAAGUGCUGCAGCCAAAAAUGAAAAGAAUGGAACAGGACAAAGUAGUGACAGUGAAGACCUUCCUGUCCUGGACAGUUCAAGUAAAUGUACUCCUGUAAAACACAUAAAUGCAUCCAAACCACAGAAGAUUUCCCGAUCACCUGCAAGAGUGAUUUCGCCUCACAUCAAAGAUGGAGAGAAGGAUAAACACAGAGAGAAACACCACCACCAGAAUGCUUCGCCUAGAGUAUACAAAUGGAGUUUUCAGCUCAAUGAACUAGACAAUAUGAGCAGCACUGAAAGGAUCUCCUUCUUACAAGAAAAACUACAGGAAAUACGAAAAUACUACAUGUCCUUGAAGUCUGAAGUAGCAACCAUAGACAGGAGAAGAAAACGAUUAAAAAAGAAAGACAGAGAAGUGUCACAUACAGGAGCAUCCAUGUCAUCUGCUUCAUCAGACACUGGAAUGAGUCCAUCAUCAUCUUCUCCUCCACAAAACGUGCUUGCUGUAGAAUGCAGGUGAUACACAUUUCUCUGCCUUGCCAGCAACUUGCUCCCAUGGACAUAAAUCCUGAAAUUCAACCACAGAAAGCACUCAACUGGUUUGACAUUGCCAAGUAUAUUCUGUACACACUUCCACUGCUGGACUGUACCUGUUCUCCCCUCCUACCCUCUUCUUCUGUUUAAUUUACUGUUCAGAGAAAUUAAGCUCAUUGGUAACUGAAGGUUUGUAGGCACAAUGUGACAUGCUUGUCAUUGUGUUUGUUUUUGUUUUUCUUUUUUUUUUUUUGUUAAUGCAGAGAAAGGGCACUUAUCAAAUUUGAAAAGUUAUGUCCAAUGAAGCAUUCAGGUGUUCUAGGGAGAUCUUAGAAAAGCAAGUGCACCAAGCAGACAUCAGAGUAUUAUCAAAAAGAAUUGAGUAACUGCUGCACUUUCACCGAGCUGUACGUUCACUCUUGGUGAGUAGUUCCUCGUUGUGGAAGCACUUGCUAUACAGAACUGCCAAAGUAUAUGUUCAGCAAUGUGCCCAGUUUUAAAGGUGUAAAUGGGACAAAAUAAAUUGUGAAAGGAAGUGUAGUUGACUGAAAACUACAGUUGUAAUAAGUCUUCCACCUUUUAUAGGAUUUUUGAGCACACAAUUAUGCAAAUAUUUUAAUGUUUAUUAAUGUUUACAGUGGAAUUGUGAAUAGGUUUUCAGUGGACUAUCUUAUCCCUUGACAAAAAUAUUUUGUCUUUUUUCUAUGUAAUUUCAGAGUUUUUAUUUUGUUACAAAAAGACGAAAAAUGAAAUAUAUAACAACAAUGAAGUUAUUUAACAAGAUUUCUAAAGCUGAAAUUUUUGUGUAAAAUAAGGUAUCUUGCAACUUGUUAAAUAUAUUUAUUCAGACAUUGGAUGUUGUAUUUUUAUGUAUUUUUUAAAAUAUUAAUAAAAUUGGAA